UUUCUUUGGUAGGCUUGCGCAUGCGUGAAGGUGACACCUAUCAAAUGUUUCCCAGUGUUUUUUAUUAACUAUUUAGAAUUAGAAUUUCUAUAGAUCUCAGGCAAAUAUUGUUUUGUAUGAUCAUGGCCUUUGUAUAUCAAGGAGAUGCUGAUUUAGAAUCAAAAUCCAAGAAAGCUGCUGAACGGAUUUCUGAGAAUAUGCACAUUGUCGCCAAUGAACCUUCGUUAGCUUUAUAUCGAUUACAAGAACAUGUUAGAAAAGCUUUGCCACCAAUGGUGGAACGGCGGGUGGACGUCACAAAGCUGCAGCAUGACCUACAAGGACGGUGCUAUGAUGUCGAGUAUGCUCUGAGUGCUGUCAAAUCAAUGGAUGCAGCUGCUACAAGCUUUCAAAACAUCCAGGAAAUGAUAAAACAAGCAAUAUUUUUAAAACAACAGCUAAAAUAUGAAGAGGCUAGAAGAAAUAAAAAAGAUACAAAUUCUGUGUACAAACGUCUCUCUGCUCACAUUGUUCUCGAUUUGCCAGAUCUUUCUGAUUUCUCUAUGGUCCGUGAAACCACUAAUAGAAUUGAAAAUAUUAUGGCUCAUGCUAGAGGAUCUAGUAACGAGUUGCAUAGAUCCCAUACAACUUUGCAUUAAGUUUUUAAACCUUAGAAAUAAUACACAUCUAAAUGAAGUAUUACAGUGAGCGAUAGCUGUAUUAAUCAAAUUUAGAUAUUCAAGUGUUAUACUACUGAGGCGUCUAUUUAAAUUUUUCACAAUUCAAAUGCCUAAUUUUUCUAAAAUGGCUUAAUAUAAGAAAGUGUUAAAUAUUUUUA
Pieris brassicae (large cabbage white) is the source of this 817-nucleotide messenger RNA. RefSeq names its product BLOC-1-related complex subunit 8 homolog. The transcript is spliced from 3 exons. Lineage: Eukaryota; Metazoa; Arthropoda; Insecta; Lepidoptera; Pieridae. The record is from RefSeq and is a predicted model, not a curated record. The coding region runs from base 117 to 638 and encodes 173 amino acids. Gene Ontology annotation, cellular component: BORC complex.